This is a messenger RNA of Oncorhynchus kisutch (coho salmon), 7895 nucleotides long. RefSeq names its product serine/threonine-protein kinase PRP4 homolog. NCBI's taxonomy places the organism in Eukaryota, Metazoa, Chordata, Actinopteri, Salmoniformes, Salmonidae. The coding region runs from base 44 to 3001 and encodes 985 amino acids. Gene Ontology annotation, molecular function: ATP binding; protein serine/threonine kinase activity. Gene Ontology annotation, biological process: peptidyl-serine phosphorylation; mRNA cis splicing, via spliceosome; peptidyl-threonine phosphorylation. The transcript has 15 exons. The record is from RefSeq and is a predicted model, not a curated record.
CUUGCCUUGUCUUCCUAUCCAUUGCGCAUGUCCAAAGUUAACAAUGAAAAUGGCUGCUAUGGGUUUCAUACCUUGCGACGGCGAGAGAAAACAAGCGGGAGAGGAUGCAGAGAGCUCAGAGAGGAGUGGCAAUGAAGAGGAAAAUGAGGACCUGUCAUGUGAAGAGGAGGAAGAAGGAAGUGCCGGGAAAGUCGAAGCUGGUUCGUUGAAGCUCCGCGUUGCCGUGAGCUCGGCCCAGACCAAGAAGAAGAAACACAAGCACCGCAGCAAACACAAGCGACAGAAGCACGUCUCCCCAGAGGUCAAGGAGCGGCGCCACGGGCACCGGCACAAGCACAAGAGGCACAAGCGUAAAGACAACCCCUCAACCGAUGUCUUCUCAAACUGUGGCGAUGACGUUGCUUCCUUGUACUCCUCCUCUUCCAAGCACCCAAGACUGGAAGAUGAAGAGAUGGCACUUCUGGAGGAGCUGGAGAAACAGAGGGUCCUGAUCCAAGCCGAGCUAGACGGUGAACUGACUGAUGGGGGCAGGGGGGUACAGUCGGACAUGGGGCUCAUACUCCAGGGCUUCCACUCUGAAGAGGAGGAGGAUGGGGAGCUUCAGGUGGAGAGGGAGCACAAUGGGCAGCACUGGUGUAUAGGGGCAACAGGUCCCGGGUCCGGCUCAGGCUCACAGACCGCUAAGGACACCUGUAGAGGACGGCGAGAGUCGACAGAUGCCGGAAAAGCUAAGCAGAGCAAUCCCAAUAAAAAUGCCAGGAAGAGCAGGACAGACGGGAAGACCAAGGAUCGGAUGAGAGGACGGAGCACGUCCAGGGAUAGAGACGGCAGAAGACAUUCCAGGAGUUCAGUGUGCUUUAGGUCUCCUCCUGGCACCAGCAAGCAGCCUUCCCCACCGGCUCAGAGCAGAGGAGCCCAAAACCAGGAGCCCAGCGGCAGCAACCACAAGUCACCCGAGCACUACAAGGCCAGGUGGCCAGAUAAGGAAGGGGACAAGGACAAGAAGGCGACCAAGUCCCCCGCCAAGGACGCUUCCUCUGGGAAGGAGAACCGCUCUCCAGGCCUGCGAGGGAGGCCGCCAGGCCCCGCCCUCCAUCUGCAGCGCAGCAUGUCCCCAUCACAAUGUCAGAACUCCCUGGAUUCAUCCUCAGGCCCCCAGGCAGCUGAGCGAAGGGCCAUGUCACCGUCACCACCCAGAGGGGGUCACCCACGCUCCCCGGAGAGUCGAAGGAGAGUGAUUGACCGACAGAGACUUCCACCUGGCAGGAUGUGGAGCCAGGAAGAGGUAGGGGUCCGUAGGGACACUAGCCCGGCCCUAGAUGUCCGGCGCCGGUUCAGCCGCUCACCUUUCAGGCGGAGAUCGCGCUCUCCCAGGAGAUGCAGCAGGUCACCAUUCAGGAGGAGGUCGUUGGAUCGGUUGGGACGGAGGCUGCGGUGGCGUUCCAGAUCCCAGGAGAGGAGAUGGAGCCGGGAUAGAGAGGACAAGUUCAAAGGCAGCCUCUCGGAGGGAAUGAGGGUCGACAAGGAGGACUCUGAAGAUGAAGUGCUGGAAGAUUACGAUGUGGAUGAGGAGGACGAGGAGGCUCUCAUUGAACAGAGGAGGCUACAGCGCCUGGCCAUCGUCCAGAAGUACAAGGGAGGGAACGAGGGUAGUAACAUGUCGGCACCAUCGGAGCCCGGCAGCCCCCAGAGCAGCCCACGCAGCCGCUCGCCGUCGCCAGACGACAUCUUGGAGCGCGUGGCGGCCGAUGUCAAAGAGUAUGAGCGGGAAAACGUGGACACCUUCGAAGAAAACAUCAAGGCAAAGCACAACCUCAUCGAACAGGAAAAAGACGAAGGAACCAACCAGAAAAAAACAUCCGCCCCUGAUAUGUUCACUGAAUCUGAUGACAUGUUCGCCGCCUACGAUAGUGAAAGGCUUCGAGCAGCAGGCAUUGGGAAGGACUUUAAGGAGAACCCCAACCUCCGAGACAACUGGACAGACGCAGAGGGAUACUACCGACUAAAUAUCGGGGAGAUACUGGACAAGCGGUACAGCGUGUACGGCUACACGGGCCAGGGGGUGUUCAGCAACGUCAUCCGCGCCCGAGACGUGGCCCGCGCCAGCCAUGAGGUGGCCAUCAAGAUCAUUCGGAACAACGAGCUCAUGCAGAAGACUGGGCUGAAGGAGCUGGAGUUCCUUAAGAAGCUCAACAAUGCUGACCUGGACGACAAGUUCCACUGUCUGCGGCUCUUCCGACACUUCUACCACAAGCAGCACCUCUGUCUGGUCUUUGAGCCUCUCAGUAUGAACCUGCGCGAGGUACUGAAGAAGUAUGGCAAAGACGUGGGCCUCCACAUCAAGGCGGUGCGCUCUUACAGCCAGCAGCUCUUUCUGGCCCUGAAGCUGCUGAAACGCUGCAACAUCCUGCACGCCGAUAUCAAACCUGACAACAUCCUGGUCAACGAGUCGAAAACCAUCCUCAAGCUCUGUGACUUUGGUUCAGCAUCGCACGUGGCAGAGAAUGACAUCACGCCCUACUUGGUCAGCCGGUUCUACAGGGCGCCGGAGAUUAUCAUCGGGAAGCCUUACGACUAUGGGAUCGACAUGUGGUCAGUUGGCUGCACUCUGUAUGAGCUGUACACGGGCAAGAUACUUUUCCCAGGGAAAACCAACAACCACAUGAUUAAGCUCGCCAUGGACAUCAAGGGCAAGAUGCCCAACAAGAUGAUCAGGAAAGGCGUGUUCAAGGACCAGCACUUUGACCAGAACCUCAACUUCCUGUACACAGAAGUAGACAAAGUCACUGAAAGGGAGAAGGUGACAGUGAUGAGCACCAUCAACCCCACCAAGGAGCUGCUGGCUGACAUGGUGGGCUGCCAGCGUCUCCCUGAAGACCAGCGCAAGAAGGUUGCCCAGCUCAAGGACCUGCUGGACCUGACCCUUAUGCUGGACCCGACCAAGAGGAUCAGCAUCAACCAGGCCCUGCAGCACCCCUACAUCCAGGAGAAGAUCUUCUGAGCAUCUCUUACUGUACCACUCACAGUCAUGCAUUGAUUGAUUGACACAUCCAGAAGCUAGUACUGAGUCCCUAGUUUGACUAUGGUUGGACCCCACCCCAGCCCAAGAAAUGUAUUUAUUUGAGCUGGCAGACUCUGCUGACUCUGCCUGUUUGAACAACACACACAUGCUCUCCCGUUUUACAUUGAUCUAAGGACUUGUAUUAUAUAACCAUAGUAGGGGUGUGAACGUUUGUAUGUUUAAACGAAAUUGAAUCCUUAACGUUUAGGGAAAAAAUGAAACUGUUUUUUUAUUCUCUACAAAAUUUAAAUCCCAGUGCAGUUAUCACAAAACUACCACUAACAGGUCCUGAUCAUCAUAAAGGGAAUAGGCCUACCUAACACAACAAUGCUGUAACGUUAGUAAGAGGGGAUAUGCAUCCGCACGUCAUCGUCGUUAACAGUUUGAAAAAAAGUGCUUAUUACAGUUGGUAUGCAUCUGUUUUCAAUGGACUAUUUGAGUUGUGAGGUCAUUUGUUAAAUGAAGAACUGCAAACGCCAUUUGAGCCUCGACUCACGCUACUGAAACGGGUGCGUCUUUCUCAUAAAUUUCACAGUUUACUCCCAUUUCAACAGGGUGUUAUUCCUUUUAUAAUGGUAGUUGAGACAUAUAGUUAACAGCAUUAGAAAGCUAAAAUUAUUCCCUUUUUAACCAACCUGUAUUUAGUGGGAUUUCUUUUGCCCUGUGUUUUAUUUGUGAGCUUAAACUUGGUGGCAGGCUUUUGUUAAUCAUGAAAUAAAGUAGGCCCCUAGACUAUUGAAUACACAAUUUGCCUUCAACAAAAUAAUGUUUUUGUUUCAUAUUUUAUUAUGGAACCUGCCUAGGUUUAGGGGGGGGUUGUAACCUAUUCUAAAUGGAACACUAUAGCAGUUCACAAAAAAGCCUAAAAUAGCACUGCAGUUAUUCCAAAUCUGCAGCGCGUGGCUGGAACACAUUUCCCUACGUUAAUCAACCAGUCCAUUUUGAAUUUGUGAUAAAGCUGUCGUGAUUCGGGAAGGAAUGUAGUUUGUCUACAGUUUUGUUUGUGUAUCCCAACAGUUCGAUACAUUUUUAUAGGCAUUAAUAAAAUGAAAUUGUGAAAAUAAUGAUAAUGCCCUUUUAGUGUAAGAGCUGUUUGAGAAGACAGCCUGAAAUUUCAACCUGUUUUGGUGAGAUGAAGUUUUGGCCUGCCUGGUGACAUCACUGGAAAUUAGUUAAGACCAAUAAGAAAGAGUUCCAAACCUCUCUUUCAAUAACGGUUCAUUUUCAGUUUUCCCUUCCCCACUAAGAGCACUCCUAGCAAAAGCUAUUUUUGUUUCUUUUUGACCAUUUUAAUUGAAAACAUUCACGGUAAGGUACUUAAUUGAUUUUGAAAUGAUUUGAUAUUGUGAUAAAAAUGGCUGUAUUAGACCUUUAAGGCCUAAUGGGAGCUUGGGUGCGCAGCAUGCAUGUGUGUAGAGGGAGCGGUCGAAUCGUAAUUUCACCUGCAGAAGCCUAUUCCAGAUGCCACCAACUGUAAGCCCACGGUAGAACUUCAUUUCCCCCUAGCGGUCAUACCAUGCAAUAUGAUUUGACAUGGAAUUUUGUUAAAUGUUCUUAUCGUUUUAACGGGGGGGGAAACUCUUUUUUUUUUUUAUGUCAGUUUGAACGUUAAGAAAUAUUUUCCAUUUGUCACAUCCCUAAACCAUAGUAGGGCUCCAAGCAGAAUGCCUGCUUUACAACAUAUUUUCCAUCUCCGCCUACCUGCAAGUCAGAUAAAAAGAUUAUAAUGACGCAUAACUAUCUCAUGGACAGUAAGGCACUCAUAAAGAGUUUGAGAUUCAUCCACUUGGAUUUUCAGUUUUUGAUUGGCCCCUUGCAGGUGACUGAAGGUGGAUGAUAUUGUAGCUGUAAAAACAUAAUUCUGAUUGUUGGGGUUUACUGAGUUGCCAAGGCUGUGACGAGCAGGGAGGGGGUCCAGAUAAUGAUCACAGUUAUUUAACUUGGGCUUUGUUUGAUUGGUCGCAACCCAAUUGUUCGUAACCCAAUGCCCUAAACCUUUUGAAUGGGAUGUUUGUACAGUCUGUAGAAGGUGAAGUCUUGCAGACUUGGCAGCUCCUUUGACUUACUAUUAUUCUAUGCGGUUAUUACCUGUCAUGCCCUGUGUUGUGUUGUGUUGUGGUGCAGGGCCAGUGUAAAUGCUAUUUAUAUCUACGUCUCCCCCAGGUAUUGAAAACCCAGAGUGCUCCCCCACCCACCCCGUCCCCCACCCUGGUGUCUGUGCAGGCCCUGGUCCGCAUGCCCGUUCUGCCGCUGCCUGUAGGUCUGUCAGUGCUGAAAACCCAAACGGUUGGGGUCCUUGGGUCCUACUUGAGCCCACCUGCAGGGAUGGCCCCUCAUGUUUAAAGCAGAUUGUAUACCACUUUCAGUACAUUGAAGGUAAGCUAUCCCCCCUCUUCCAAAAAACAAAACCCAUCAACUUCACCUGGUUAUUACCUCGUAUGUUUCUUUAUUUUGUAUAUUAUAUAUUAUAUAUUGUACACAUUGUUUUAGCCAGAUGCCCCCAUAGGCAUGGUUUACAUGUUGUUUAAAAAUAUGUCAAAGACAAACUGGAUAAAAGUUAACUUAAUCAAGUCACGCACCCAAAUUGUGGAGAGGAAGUUGGGUCUGGUAUGGGGGGGCUGCAUCCAACAAGCUAUGAUGGACAAGAGCACCUUCAGUGUACUUAUCUUAAUGGAACAGCUCAGAAUUUCUUGCUCUCCUGUAACGAAUACCUUUUUGUUUUUCAUGUGUUCCCUUGAUACAAUGUUAGAAACUGCAUGUGAGGAUAGCAGUCUUGCUAUGUAUUCAAACUCAUGUGUUGCAAUUAUUUUAGGCAUGUUCCUCUAAAAAAGAAGGAUAUUUAAGUGUUUUGUUUCCCUCUAUCAUUGGUUUUCAUGUUUUGUAUGACCAUGUUGUCUUUUGAUACAGGGAUAUGUCUUCUCUGAGCUUUGAGUCUGCUUGUUAUGAGCGGUAAUUGCCUCUACUUUAUUUUGUGUUAUAUAUUUUAAUGUUCUUAUAGGAGCAAAACAGAAAUAAAAGAGCCCACACAUGUGUAGCUGAUGGAGAAUUUAUGCCUUUUCCACAAAUGUCUUCCCUACAUACACAUGCCAAUGUUCAGGCCCCUUUAAGUGUCUAAUAAUUAACAGAAAUUCUCUAUUUUUAAAACUAAUCCACAAACCUUAACUAGAAAACUUUCGUUUUCAUCAGCUUUUUGUGCAGUUUUUAGGCUGGAAUCCCAACUUGAUUUGUGCGCAUAACUUGACGAACACAGAUCUCAAGUUAGGAUUUGGCACUUGUAUGCUAAAUUUAGUUUCAAACCAAAUAAGCAAAAGACAGCUUUUUUUUUUACUAACACUAACUGAUGUUUGAUGUUUUUCCCAACAAUGAUGUUUCCUGUGGUGGCUGAGAGCGAGACAGAGCCCAGCACCUUCUCCAGCCUGGGCUCCACUUUCAGAGAGACAAGACCUCCACAAAGCCACUUAUCAAGGUCAUUUUUGAUGGCAUGGGUAGAUACAAAAAGCAAACAACACUGGGGUGAUAGAAAAGACAAGAUGGGGAAUCACUUUCACUUACUAUUUUAUUAAAUGCAUUUAUAAUAGACAGUCAUAAAAAAAAGUUUGUUUCCAUACGUUUUCUCUCACAAUACUUUUAUGGCCUCCUUCCUUUUCUCCACAUGACAUCUACUCUUUCUGGUUAAAAAUAGAAUUCCAAGCUGCUCAUAUACCUGACUGUGGAUCUUUGGUUAAUCAUAUGGCUCUAAACUAGUUCCAGAUUGCUACAAGCAAGGCUUCAGGUAUCUUGUCUUUUAACUGUGUUAAAGUUAAACCAAGAUACUUUUCAUUUGUUCUCUAUAUAUUCUAGGUGCUGCCACUUUAGAGAAGAAACUCACAAGGAACCUCAUCUGGACAAAGGUUUCUGUUCUGGAGAUAGUUACUGUAUUUGUAAAGGUGGAGUCGUCAAUAUGACAAUCAUACAAAACGGGGCAAAUUACUGCAUACAUAAAUCAACAACAGUAUUCAAAUCUUCUGAGAUUGCUACUUGAGGCUUUUCCCAAUCUGGGCUAGGCUCAAGGGAGGGUGCAGAUUGGGAAGAGCCAAUUCGUUUUGGCAUAUUUCUUAUUCUGUUUUCUUUAAGCAGAAAGAAGCCCUGCUGUGUAUGAUGUAAUUUUGAUAAGUCAACCUUUUAUAGUCAUGAUGUCAUGAUCUGAUUUGCUGUUCUUUUUCAAACAUGUUAGCAGAAACUACUGUAAUUACCAUAAUGAGCCAGUAUUGGACACAUUGGGUGAUAUUUUGGACCCAUUAUAGACAUUUGUUUGUUCAUGAACUCAAUGCUUUGCUUAUGGAUUCUGAGCAAAGCCAAAUAGAUGGCAAUCGUAUUAGGUCAUUUCGAUUGAACAUAUGUUACAAUUUGGCUAAAUCUAUGCCAAAGUGACCAUCAACAAUAAGGUAAUACCUUUUCUUGUUAUUGAUAAAUAUGGCCAGAUUCAUAUCACUGUGUUAAAGUUGCAAUUUUGUGUUUAUUUUUCAGGGUAAGUCAGAACUUAUUUUCCCUGUCUUGGUUUCAUCCGUCUCCUUUUUCUGCUUUGGUGCCCAUGUAAGACUCAAGGCCAGAGAGAUGUUCAACAAUGGGCCCUGUGGAUAUUUCUCAGAAACAUUUUAAAACAGAAAUGUAUUAAAACAUAUGUAACACUUUUGUCCAUGUACUUAACUUUAUUCGUGUAAUCCAACCCAAAUAAUUGGACACCACUUUUCCAAUAUAUGAUACAACAUUAUGUAUAUUUUGUCUGCUGUUGAGAACAUAACUUGUAUUCAUUUUCACGUGUGUUUUAAUAUAAUAAACAUGUCUGUGAAAAAUA